AACCCUUCUUUCCAACAUGAUGAAAAUCUUGAACAAAGUGACCAGUUAAAGCCCAAGAAAAAAAAGAAGGAAAAUGAGAAGCCAGAGAAACAGGUGGUUGGUAUUUUUGAAUUGUUUCGCUAUGCUGAUUGGGUGGAUGUCCUUUUGAUGAUCGCUGGUUUGAUCGCAGCUGUUGCAAAUGGUACUGGAUUGCCGCUUAUGAUCAUUGUCUUCGGAGAGAUGACAAACAGCUUUGUGCUAAGCGGCGUGAAAUCAAAUGUGUCAGAAGAUACUUCAGUGAAUAGUUCCAGCUGUCCAUCAAUUCCAGGCAUAGAUAUAGAAACUGAGAUGACAAAGUUUGCUUACUACUACGUGGGAAUUGGCUGUGCUGUGUUGAUCCUGAGCACCAUCCAAGUAUGGACAUUUUUGAUUGCUGCUACAAGGCAGACAGCAAGGAUCCGGCAGAAGUUCUUUUUUGCGGUGCUGCAUCAGGAGAUGGCUUGGUUUGAUACUAUCCAGAUAGGAACGCUGAACACCAGACUGACAGAUGACAUCAACACCAUCCAUGAAGGCAUCGGAGACAAGAUCUGUAUAUUUGUACAGUUUUUUGCCACAUUUCUGGCAGGGAUUAUUAUAGGAUUCAUCUACGGGUGGAAGCUGACACUGGUGAUUUUGUCAGUCAGCCCUCUGCUUGCUGCCUCAGCAGCAGUUUGGUCAACUCUCCUGGCAUCCCUUACUGCUAAAGAGCUGUCUGCUUAUGCCAAAGCAGGAGCAGUGGCAGAAGAAAUUUUGACAGCAAUCAGGACUGUUGUGGCUUUCAAUGGACAGGAGAAGGCAUUAGCAAAAUACAAUGCUAACUUAGAGAUGGCUAGAAGUGUUGGAGUGAAAAAAUCCAUUACCACCAACACAUCUCUAGGUGUUGCAAAUUUUCUUAUCUUUGGAUCCUAUGCACUUGCAUUUUGGUAUGGAACGAAGCUCACUGCUGAGGACAAAAAUUAUGACAUCGGCCGUGUGUUAAUUGUGUUCUUCUCUGUGCUCGUUGGAACCUUCUCCCUGGGCCAGGCAGCUCCCAACCUGGAGAGUGUGGCUAAUGCACGUGGGGCUGCCUAUGAAGUAUAUCGGAUUAUCAGUAAGAAACGGCUCAUAGAUAGCAGUUCUAAGGAAGGCUACAAACCAGACAAACUCAUAGGAGAAAUUGAAUUCAGAAACAUCCAUUUCAGUUACCCAUCCAGACCUGAUGUUAAAAUCCUCAAAGGUCUAAACUUGAAAGUUCAAACUGGGAAGACCAUUGCUUUAGUUGGUGCCAGUGGCUGUGGGAAAAGCACCACUGUUCAGUUGCUGCAGAGAUUCUACGAUCCUGUCCAGGGAGAAAUUACCUUAGAUGGUCGGGAUAUUCGGACGCUUAAUGUAAGGUGGCUACGAGAAAAUAUCGGUAUUGUGAGCCAGGAGCCUGUUUUGUUUGCAACAACAAUAGCUGAGAACAUUCGCUACGGCCGAGAAGAUAUUUCUGAUGCUGAAAUUGAGCAGGCAGCCAAGGAAGCCAAUGCUUUUGACUUUAUAUCUAGACUGCCUGAUAAAUUUAACACCAUGGUAGGGGAAAGAGGGGCUCAGCUGAGUGGAGGACAGAAGCAGCGAAUAGCUAUUGCCCGUGCCCUAGCAAGAAAUCCCAGGAUUCUUCUUCUGGAUGAAGCUACAUCCGCACUAGACACUCAGAGCGAAUCCAUAGUGCAAGCAGCUCUCGAUAAGGCUCGGACUGGACGUACAACCAUUGUGAUUGCUCACAGACUGUCUACCAUCAGGACAGCUGACACUAUUGCUGGAUUUGAGAAAGGCAUCGUGGUUGAACAAGGAACACACAGUGAACUCAUGUUGCAGAAGGGAGUCUACUACUCUCUUGUAAUGCAGCAGGGUUGUAGCAACAACCUUCAAGGUGACGGGACAUCAGAAGAAAGUGAAGAUACAGGGUCUGAGGAAUAUGAGGAAAAUUACAGAAAUGAUCUUGUGGAGGAGCUGACCCUUCAAGAUCAUUUUGAAGAAUCAGUGAUCUCUGGGAGAGGCAGCAUUCGAAGAAGAUCCACAAAUUUUUGCAUUAAAUAUAUUGGAAGAGUUGUUCGGCGGGAAGAAAACCUCCCUGCUGUGCCUUACUCAAGAAUCCUGGCUCUGAACAAACCUGAGUGGCUGUAUGUACUGCUGGGAGUGAUUGCUGCUGCCAUCUCAGGUGGGGUCCAUCCUGCAUUUGCUGUUAUAUUUGGAAAAAUCAUUGGGGCUUUUCAAGAAACAGAUCCAGAAAAGAGGAAUAAAAACACUUUGGUGCUUUCUUUAAUGUUUCUUUUACUUGGAGUGAUUACCUUAGCAGCACACAUAGUCCAAGGAUUCAUGUUUGGGAAGUCUGGGGAAAUACUAACGAUGAGACUGCGCUCUUUGUCCUUCAGAGCAUUACUUCAGCAGGAGGUUGGGUGGUAUGAUGACCAGAAAAAUGCUGUUGGUGUUCUGCUGACUCGGCUUGCUACAGAUGCUUCCCAAGUCAAAGGGGCAACUGGAAGCCGACUUGGACUGAUGACUAUGACUGUCUUUACCCUUCUGACUGCCGUCAUUAUUGCUUUUGUAUACGGCUGGCAGCUAACGUUGCUUAUCCUGGCCUGCAUUCCUUUCGUUAUUGCUACAAAUGCUGCGAGUGUUAGCUCUGUGUCUGGUCAUGCCGCAAAAGAUCAAAAAGCUUUGGAAGAGGCUGGAAGAAUUUCAACAGAAUCAGUUGAAAGCAUAAGAACGGUAGCUUCGCUGACCAGGGAAGAAGCAUUUUAUGAAAGAUACGUUACUAGUUUGAAGGGUCCAUAUAGAGAUUCUCUGACAAAAGCCCCUUUCUAUGGAUUUACCUACGGAGUAGCCCAGUGUGCAAACUACUUUAUUAACGCAGCAGUCUUCAGAUUUGGAGCAUGGCUCAUUGCCCAUUGUCUGAGCAACUUUGAAAAUGUAUUUAUAGUCUUCUCUUCAGUCAUAUUUGCAGCUAUGAAUGUUGGUCAGUCUGCUUCCCUGGCACCAGAUUAUGGCAAAGCUAAAAUAUCAGCUCAAAGAAUCCUCCAGCUUUUGGACAGAAAACCUCUAGUUGACAGUUAUAGUGAAGAAGGUGAAAAAUUGAGCAAAUUUGAAGGCAACGUUGAAUUCAGAAACAUCCAUUUCGUAUAUCCUACAAGGCCAGAAGUUCAAGUUUUGCGAGGACUCAACGUGAAGGUUAACAAAGGGCAGACUCUGGCGUUAGUAGGAAGCAGCGGCUGUGGCAAAAGCACAACCAUUCAGCUCUUGGAGAGAUUUUACGACCCUGUGGAAGGACAAGUGUUAGUGGAUGGAUUUGAUACCAGAUCUUUGCAUUUACAAUGGAUGAGGUCCAGACUGGGCCUGGUGUCACAGGAGCCCGUUUUGUUUGACUGCAGCAUUGCCGAAAAUAUUCGAUAUGGAGACAACGGUAGGGUGGUUAGUCAGGAGGAAAUUGAAGAUGCAGCUAAAGCAGCAAAUAUUCAUACCUUCAUUGAAAGACUGCCAGAGAAAUAUAAUACGCGGGUGGGUGAGAAAGGGACGCAACUUUCCGGAGGUCAAAAGCAAAGAAUAGCAAUUGCCCGUGCUCUGGUUCGGAAUCCUGCCAUUCUGCUUCUGGAUGAAGCUACCUCUGCUCUUGACACAGAAAGUGAAAAGAUCGUCCAGAAAGCUCUGGAUAAUGCCCGGCAAGGUCGAACCUGCAUCGUCAUUGCUCACCGCCUGACAACCGUACAGACUGCAGACAUCAUCGCAGUGAUCCAGAAUGGCAGGGUGGUUGAGCAGGGCACCCACAGCCAGUUACUGGCAAAGGAAGGACAAUACUAUGCCCUCGUGAAUGCGCAAGUCUCUAAUUAG
Molecule: messenger RNA, 3864 nt
Organism: Leptosomus discolor (cuckoo roller)
Lineage: Eukaryota; Metazoa; Chordata; Aves; Leptosomiformes; Leptosomidae
Source: RefSeq, a predicted model, not a curated record